Saimiri boliviensis boliviensis (Bolivian squirrel monkey) is the source of this 1279-nucleotide messenger RNA. RefSeq names its product chromatin accessibility complex subunit 1 (gene CHRAC1). Gene Ontology annotation, molecular function: protein heterodimerization activity. NCBI's taxonomy places the organism in Eukaryota, Metazoa, Chordata, Mammalia, Primates, Cebidae. Gene Ontology annotation, biological process: chromatin remodeling; DNA-templated DNA replication. Gene Ontology annotation, cellular component: nucleus; CHRAC. The record is from RefSeq and is a predicted model, not a curated record.
GCGCAUGCGCACGGCGGGCGCGCGAGGCAUUACGGGGCUCGUAGUCUCCCGAAGGGGCCGCUCCCGGCCUCGCGGCCGCGGCUCCCUACACUACAACUCCCACGGGGCAGCGGGCGCGGCUCCCCGCACCCACCGGCUGGCCAGGCAGGACAGCCACUUCGCGGUCGGGUCCGCUGGCUGCCGCCCGCGCAAGGAGCGGGAAGAUGGCGGACGCAGUCGUGGGCAAAGACAAGUGCGGGGAGCAGAGGCUCGUCUCGCUGCCGUUGUCCCGGAUCCGGGUCAUCAUGAAGAGCUCCCCCGAGGUGUCCAGCAUCAACCAGGAGGCGCUGGUGCUCACGGCCAAGGCCACGGAGCUCUUUGUUCAGUAUCUAGCUACCUAUUCCUACAGACAUGGCAGUGGAAAGGAGAAGAAAGUACUGACUUACAGUGAUCUAGCAAACACUGCAGAGAAAUCAGAAACUUUUCAGUUUCUUACAGAUAUAUUACCGAAGAAGAUUUUAGCUAGCAAAUACCUGAAAAUGCUUAAAGAAGAAAAGAGGGAAGAAGAUGAGGAGAAUGACAAUGAUAAUGAAAGUGACCAUGAUGAAGCUGAAUCCUAAACCAAAAAAGUGCUUGGAAAGCAGCCUGGCGAGGACUGCCCUGGACCUGCUCCACUGUCUCUAAGCAUACACAACACUCCAGUGCGUGGGAUUCUUUCCAGGCCAAGACUGAGUGCCUCAUGCACCUACGCCACGAGCAGCCAGAGGGAGAGUGACCCAGACAGCAGCCCCUCCACAGGCCCGCUCUGCAGCUCAGGCGCCAAGAAAGCAGCUGGGACCGGCAGCCAUGCUGCCUGCUCUGCAGCUCGACUGUAGAGGCAAGGCCAAUUUUCACUUUUAAAUUUACAGUCAAUUUUGAAGAGCUUCUACCUAUCAGUUAUGUAAAUUUUCAUGUAUGUAUAUUUUGGAAUCAGUUCUUAUAAACAGCUAGGUUCAGUUUUAGCUGGUGGUAUGUUGCAUUUGAAUUUUUGUCUUUUAAGAAAAGUUGUUCAAAUAUUUUUCUACUGUAAAGAAAUAUACUUUUCUGUUAAAGAUCUGUACGUAUUUUUACAGUAAAAUGCUUUAUGGAACUAGUUUUAGAGCCCUCCAUGGCUCUGAGGAUUUUGUUACUGCCUACAAAUUUUGUGAAAUUUAAAAAUUAGCAUUCUAACACUUUUAUGCCCACAGAAAAAUUCCAAGUCAAAUUAUCAAAUCAAAUACAAAAUAAGUCUUACCUCUUGUAUAAGCAUGUUGUUCUAAAA